GUCAGUAGCCGCGGGUGCCGAUGGCUGGGGCGGCGGGGCCGGCGGGGCUGCGCGCUGAGCGGUGAAAUGUCCCAGCGUUCCCAGCUGAGGAAGCAGAGGGAGAUGGACGCUGAGCCCUGACUGCCGAGCUCGGGCAGCACAAAGGGUGGGAAACCCAGGAGAGAGGAGCCCUCGCAGCCUCCAUCCCUCCCCAGCAGCGCAGACAAUGGCCCCAGGAGCUCCAAGGGAGGCAGGAGUGUGGAGGCAAACCCGAGCUCUGCUCUUCAAGAAUUGUCUGAUCAAGUGCAGGACCAAGAAGAGCAGUGUGCAGGAGGUGCUUUUCCCUCUGUUUUUCCUCUUCUGGCUGAUCCUGAUGAGCAUGAUGCACCCUCACAGGAAAUAUGACGAGGUGCCCAACACAGACCUGGGCCCCCUGGACCCCUCGGUGCUGGUGAAUUUUGUCAUUGGCUACACCCCCCCCACGGCCCAGGCUCGGGACAUCAUGAGGAAAGUGGCUUCCGACAACUUUGAGGAUGGCCUCAUCACUGAGGAGUAUUUGAGUGAGGAGGAGCUGGAGGAGGCGAGUUUCCUCAAGCCCUCCAACUUUGUGGGGGUGGUGUUCAAGGACCCCAUGUCCUACCAGCUGAGGUUCCACGACUCCAUCGCCAUGUCCUCCAUCUACACCGAGUCCAGAGCCACGUGCUCCAACCUGCGCAAGAGCUGCGAGUCCGUGACCUACUGGAGCUCGGGGUUCACAGCCCUGCAGGCCUGCAUUGAUGCUGCCAUCAUCCAGCUGAAAACAAACCAUUCUGUCUGGGAACAGCUGGAUCUGACCAGAGCCAUGGUUAUGGGAGAGGCUGCAGUGGUGGAAAUUGAUAAUUUCCCUCGUGCAAUCAUUUUAAUUUACCUGGUGAUUGCAUUCUCCCCCUUCGGGUAUUAUUUGGCAAUUCACAUCGUGGCAGAAAAGGAGAGGAAGCUGAAGGAGUUCUUGAAAAUUUUGGGACUCCAUGACACUGCCUUCUGGCUGUCCUGGGUGCUGCUCUACGUGAGCCUGAUUUUUGUCAUGUCCAUCCUGAUGGCAGUGAUUGCCACAGCCUCGUCCCUGUUCCCCCAGAGCAGUGCCUUUGUCAUAUUCCUGCUUUUCUUCCUCUACGGAGUCUCCUCUGUUUUCUUUGCCCUGAUGCUGACCCCUCUGUUUAAGAAGUCCAAGCACGUGGGGAUUGUGGAGUUCCUGGCAACUUUGGUUUUUGGCUUUGUGGGCCUCAACAUCGUCCUGCUGGAGGAUUUCCCCAAAUCCUUCGUGUGGAUCCUCAGCCCUUUGUGUCAGUGCAGCUUCUUGAUUGGUGUUGCACAGGUGAUGCACCUGGAGGAUUAUGAGGAUGGGGCAACAUUUGCAAACAUCAACGCUGGUCCUUACCCUCUGUGUAUCUCUCUGAUUCUCUUGGUGCUGGACAGCAUCUUUUACCUGCUGGUGGCUGUCUACCUUGACCAGGUGGUCCCAGGUGAGUUUGGCCUGCGCCGCACGCCCUUUUUCUUCAUGAAACCCUCCUUUUGGUCAAAGCGCAGGAAAAACUACAAGGAGCUGUACGAGAGCAGCAUCAACGGCAGCUUGAGCUUCAGUGAGAUUGUGGAGCCUGUGCCUUCAGAAUUCCAGGGCAAGGAAGCCAUCAGAAUCAGCUGUGUUCAGAAAACAUUCAGGAAGAAGGGGGAGACCGUGGAGGCUCUCAGAAAUUUGUCCUUUGACAUCUACGAGGGGCAGAUCACGGCGCUGCUGGGCCACAGCGGCACCGGGAAGACGACGCUGAUGAACAUCCUGUGUGGGCUGUGCCCUCCCUCUGAUGGGUUUGUGUCAGUCUAUGGGCACAGGGUGUCUGAGAUUGAUGAGAUGCUGGAGGUGCGGCAGAUCGCGGGCGUGUGCCCCCAGGCCGACAUCCACUUUGACAUCUUGACUGUGGAGGAGAACCUCUCCAUCUUUGCUGCCAUCAAGGGCAUCCCUCAGAACGAUUUGAUACAAGAGGUGCAGAAGGUGUUGCUGGAUUUGGAGAUGCAGCCCAUCAGGGACAAUCAAGCCAAAAAAUUAAGUGGGGGGCAGAAGAGGAGGCUGUCAGUGGGAGUUGCUGUUCUUGGGAACCCCAAGGUUUUGCUGCUGGAUGAGCCCACGGCAGGGAUGGAUCCCUGCUCCCGCCACAUCGUCUGGAACCUGCUGAGGAGCAGGAAAGCCAACCGUGUGACAGUGUUCAGCACCCACUUCAUGGACGAGGCUGACAUCCUGGCUGAUCGUAAAGCUGUGAUUUCCCAAGGGAUGCUGAAAUGCCUCGGCUCUUCCCUCUUCCUCAAGAGCAAGUGGGGUAUUGGCUACCGCCUGAGCAUGCACAUUGAUGCCUACUGCAACACAGAGGCCACCACGUCUCUGAUCAGGCAGCACAUCCCUGCAGCCAGCCUGAUCCAGCAGAACGAUGAGCAGCUCGUGUACACCCUCCCUCUCAAGGACAUGGACAAGUUUGCAGGUUUGUUCUCUGACCUGGACACCCAUUCCCACCUGGGCGUCAUCACCUAUGGCGUGUCCAUGACCACGCUGGAGGACGUUUACCUGAAGCUGGAGGUGGAGGCAGAGAUUGACCAAGCAGAUUACAGCGUGUUCCACUCGCAGCAAGCCCAGGAGGAGGUGGACACCAAGUCCCUGGAUGACAUGGAGCAGAGCCUGCUGAUGCUCUCCGAGGCCAAGGCACCAGCCAUGAGCAACUCAGCCCUGUGGAAGAAGCAGGUCUCCACCAUAGCCAAAGUGCACUUCCUCAGCCUGAAACGGGAGAACAAAUGUGUCAGAGUUAUGUUGUUGCUUUUCCUCAUUUUCCUUGUAGUUCAGAUUUUGUUGUUUUUCAUACACCACAUCAUCAAAAAUGCUGUAGCUGCUAUCAAACUCUCCCCAGAUUUGUACUUGCUGAAGCCUGGAGAGAGCAGUCACAAGUACAGGAGUCGGCUCCUGCUGCAGAACUCCACAGAGUCGGAUAUCAGUGACAUUGUGCACUCCCUGGGGAGCAUGAACAUCCUCUGGGAGAUGCUCAAUGACAGUGAUUAUGUCUCAGUGGCACCUCACAGUGCAGCUCUGAACGUGUUUGCCCUCCAGUCCAGGCAGAAUUAUGUUUUCAGCAUCAUAUUCAACAGCACCAUGGUGCAUUCCCUGCCAGUUCUGAUGAACAUUGUCAGCAACCUCCUCCUGCGCAGCCUGAACGUGACUGAGAGCAUCCAGAUCUGGAGCAACCCCUUCAUUCAGGACCUUCCAGACACAAUUUUCAGGCUGGAGAUCUAUUUUGAAGCCGUGUUGCUGGGGAUCAUCAUCACUGGGAUGCCACCCUACUUCGCCAUGGACAAUGCAGAAAACCACAAGAUCAAGGCUUACACCCAGCUGAAGAUUGCAGGGCUCUAUCCCUCAGCUUACUGGACUGGCCAGGCUGUGGUGGACCUGCCUCUGUUCUUCCUCAUCCUCAUCCUCAUGAUUGGCAGCCUCUUUGCCUUCCACUAUGGUGUUUAUUUCUACGUGGGCAAGUUCCUGGCUGUGAUUUUUUGCCUGAUUGGCUACGUCCCCUCCGUCGUGCUCUUCACCUACGUGGUCUCCUUCACCUUCAGAAAAGUCCAGAACACGAAGGAAUUUUGGUCAUUUAUAUUUUCAGUGACAGCCCUGCUCUGCACAGUUGUCACUGAGGUGUCCUUUUUCCUGGACCAUUACCUGGUGACCACCAUCCUGCACUAUGUCUUCUCCAUCUUCAUCCCUAUUUAUCCCCUCAUUGGCUGCCUGAUUUGUUUUAUAAAGGUCUCGUGGAAAGGCAAGAGUGAGAGCGGGGGAUUCCACGACCCCUGGGACCGGCUGCUGGUGGCAGUUCUGGCUCCCUACCUGCAGUGUGUGCUGUGGCUGUUCCUGCUGCGCUGCUUCGAGCUGAAGAACGGCGGGAGGACGGUCAGAGAAGAUCCCUUCUUCAGGAAAUGUUUCACCAAAGCCAAGCCCUGGAAGUUCCCAGACGUGCCUCACGAGGAGAACGAGGAUGAGGAUGUGAAGGCAGAGAGGCUGAGAGUCAAGGAGAUCCUGAGCAGCCCCAGGAGUGAGGAGAUGCCAGCAAUCCUGGUCAGCAGCCUGCACAAAGAGUUUGAUGAGAGGAAGGAAUUUCUUCUGGGGAGAAAAAUAAAGAAAGUGGCAACCAAACAUGUUUCCCUCUGUGUGAAGAAAGGAGAAAUCCUGGGUUUGUUGGGACCCAAUGGAGCUGGGAAAAGCACGUUAAUUAAUAUGCUUGUUGGAGAGAUUGAGCCAACCAGUGGGCAGGUGCUGAUGGGAGAUGAUUCCUUGGGGCUGAGCAGUGAGGAUGACUCUGUGAAAUUCGUGGGGUACUGUCCCCAGACAAAUCCUCUGUGGCCAGAUAUCACACUGCAGGAGCACUUUGAGAUUUAUGGUGCCAUCAAAGGCAUGAGCCAGGCUGAUGUUAAAGAGGUCGUCAAACGCAUCGCCAGCGUGCUGGAUCUGAAGGACCACCUGCAGAAGACCACAAAGAAGUUGGGCAUGGGGCUGAAACGCAAGCUCUGCUUUGCCCUCAGCAUGCUGGGCAACCCGCGGGUGACGCUGCUGGACGAGCCCUCCACAGGGAUGGACCCCAAGGCCAAGCAGCACAUGUGGAGGGCAAUCCGAGCAGCCUUUAAGAACAAGGAGAGAGCAGCAAUCCUGACCACACACUACAUGGAGGAGGCAGAUGCUGUCUGUGACCGUGUGGCCAUCCUGGUGUCAGGGCAGCUCAGGUGUAUAGGUACUGUCCAACACCUGAAGAGCAAAUUUGGCAGAGGAUACUUCUUGGAAAUGAAGUUGAGGGAAACAGCAGAUGUGCAGCAGGUGGAGUAUCUGCAGAGCCAGAUUCUGCACAUCUUCCCCAACGCCAACCGCCAGGAGAGUUUUGCUUCCAUCUUGGCGUAUAAAAUUCCCAAAGAAGAUGUACAGUCACUUUCACAUUGUUUUUCCAAGCUGGAGGAAGUAAAACACGCCUUCAACAUCGAGGACUACAGCUUUUCCCAAGCAACACUGGAACAGGUGUUUGUGGAGCUGGCUAAGGAGCAGGAGGAGGAGGACAGCAGCUUUGGCACCCUGAACAGCAGCCUGUGGUGGGAGAGGACACAGGAGGACAGAGUCAUCUUCUGAGCUCCUCGUGCUCCUGUGGGUGCCAGCACCAGCCCUCCCUCUGCUCCUGGAGCUGGGCUGGGCAAGGACAGCUGGCUUGGGGAGCUCUGAGCCUGUGCCACCGUCCUGGCCUUGGAAUAGGAGCUGUGACCCCAAAUCCUCCUCCCCUCGCUGCUCCCGGGCUCUGCUGGGCAGGAGGGCACAGCCACAGCAUCUCCUGGAGCAGCAGCUCCCAGCUGCCUUCCCCUGGCUCUGCUGGGCAGGAGGGCACAGCCACAGCAUCUCCUGGAGCAGCAGCUCCCAGCUGCAUUCCCCGGGCCCUGCUGGGCAGGAGGGCACAGCCACAGCAUCUCCUGGAGCAGCAGCUCUCAGCUGCAUUCCCCUGGCUCUGCUGGGCAGGAGGGCACUGCCACAGCAUCUCCUGGAGCAGCAGCUCCCAGCUGCCUUCCCCUGGCUCUGCUGGGCAGGAGGGCACUGCCACAGCAUCUCCUGCAGCUGGUGGCUAUCAGGAGCUCUCAGCUGCAUUCCCCUGGCUCUGCUGGGCAGGAGGGCACAGCCACAGCAUCUCCUGCAGCUGGUGGCUGUCAGGAGCUCCCAGCUGCCUUCCCCUGGCUCUGCUGGCAGCACGUUGGGCUGUCCUUCACUCUCUGCCCCAGGGAUUUGCAAGGUCUGGCCGUGCCCAUCCUGGGCUCUCUGCCCAUCCUGCGCACCCAUCCCUGCUCCUCACCAGCCCAGCCACCCCUGCUUCUGCUUUGAAGAUGCUCCUGCUUAGAAGAGAGGGUGGAAAAAACCUCUGCAGAGUCCCUGUCCCUCUGCAAGGAGGGUCCUGACCUGCAGGGCCAGCUCAGCUUGAGGAUGUUCACCUGCAGAGCAAACCCGGAACCUUCCCCCGCAGGCUGGCAGCUGUGGGUGCCCCUGGGGUUUGUCCUGAGGGGCACAAAGGGCGGGCAGAGUGGUGUGGUUGUGCCCUGUGUCCGUUCAGAGCAGUCUGAUUGUCCCCCCCUGGCUGUGUGUCCUGCCAGCUGCUGUCACACACAGGGCUUUGGAGAUGGUUCAUUUUCCUUGCCAGCCGUGCAAUCGUGAGCUCCAGUGUUCCCCAGUCUCUCGUUGUUGUGGUUGCAGUCACGCAGGGCCCAUUCUGUCACCCGUUUUGUCACCCCCUUUGUAAAACCCCAAACAAAAGGGUCCCAGCUCACAGCCUCACCCAUAAGAAAGGUGCCUUUGGUUUGCCUUGAAGCACUAAAAAGAGUAGAAUAUGUGGUCCUUUAGCCUGAGAUAUGACAGGUAUGUCAGGUUGAAAAUAUAUUAUUUUUUUGUUUUUUUUCUAUGCAAAGCUAUCAUCACUUUUUUUUUAGUUUUAUAAGGGGAAAUUAAAGAUUGCUCCCAGUUCAUUUUGCUCUGCAAUGAACAGAGAUGUGUUUCUAUUGAGACAUUGGCUUCAUAAGUCAUAUCAUUUGUGUAUCUUCCCUUUAAAGUUAGAAAAAACCUUGUUUUUCUUGAGAAAACUAAAAAAAAAAGGGUAAAUUUAGAGUUGUGUGUCCCAGCUGUGUGUAAUUAUCAGGCAAUAAUGUGUGUGAUGUGUCUGAUAAUGGUUUAUCAGUGUGUUCAGCCAAAAUCUGUUUCCAUCAGCUUCUUAUCUAGGGAAAUGUGAACUCCUUAUGCAGAAUUUCACUUCCUCUUUUGUACCCAUAGGUUGCACAGAAAUGCACAACUUUGGGUUUUUCCAGUUAAAAUUUGAGCCCAAGCCCUACAGAAAGCCCUGGACAUCCCAGGGAAGCACAGCCCUGGAAAUUAGGAAUUAAAUGGAUUAAAGCAAACUGCAGCUCCGGCACUGCCUGUCAGGGGUGAAACUUGUCAGAAAAUAACCAAAAAAAACCCCAAAUUCAGGUGUUGUGCUUAUUUAGCCCCAGCCCUGCUGCUGCCUGGGAGCUCUGAGCUUUUGCCUUCAUUUGGAGCAAUUUGGGACUCGGAAUUCUCUUGGCACUUCCCCAUGCAGGUGUGAGCACAAGUUGAGUGCAUUUUCCCCAAAUCCCACAUUUCUUUGGUGUCUUUUUGCCAGUGGUGUUUCAGCCAAGUGUCACCUGCCCAUCAAUCCAGCACAUUUUUGUCACCUGGAUUUAGGGAAUUAGUGUGACCUGUGAGCAGCUUUGGUGUCUGCCUUGAAUUUAUUCUUUCACUUGGAGUUAAUAGUCUGUGAAAUAGUUCUGUGCUGUCUGUUUCAGAUGUUUCCAUAUUUCCUCACAUUUCAGAUGGGAAAACUUUGGAUUGGAAGCCAGAUGAGCUCAGUUUGGUGCUGUUAUUUAUCUUGGAGGAGCCCAGUGGAUGGUGGCACUGGUUUUUUUGUGCAGCUCCAGAAAGGACAGAGAAUUUGGCUCAUUUGAUUAAUUCCGUCUUUGGGUGGGAUCUGCUUGGCCUGGUGACAUCAUGUGUUAAAAUGGGGCAAAAUUCCACCCCAAAACAUCACUGUCCUCAUGUCAGAAGUGUUUGAGAGUGUCCUAAAAUGUCUGUAAUUGUCAGAAUAGCAAAAUUAAACCAGGGAAUGCCCUGGGAACAGCGGAUUUAUUCCUGGCAUUGGAAGCUCUUUGUUCAGCUGUUAUCAGUGCCAUUCCAAAUCCCAUCCAUCCACACACCCAGCCUGUGCUCCCAGAGAUAAACUGGAUUUGGGGGGAUUUGGGGUAAAUUUAACCAGUUUGGGUCCCCAUUCCCAGGUGAGCUGGUUGGAGCUGCCUUGCAGUGAUGGAUCCAAAGCUUGGAGAACGCAUUCACUUGGUGCUGUUGUAUUUUUCUAUGGAGAGUUUCAGGUGUCUGGUUUCGUUCAGGUUCCCAAGAAAUGUCCUUGUUUAGGAGUAUCUCUGUUCAGCAAGUGAGAUUUAUGGCACGGCCAGCACGCAGAGCUGGGGCAGCAGGAGCAGAGGGUGUCAGCCUGAAGGUGACGCAUGUGGGACACUCCUCCUGCUGCAGCUCCUUUACACACUUGCCUUUCUUCCAGCACUUGGCUGCACUUGUAAAGGUGAGGGUUUUCCUUUCCCAGCUGGAAGUACUUCCAAAAUAAAGAUGGAUUGGGUUGUUAAA
Melospiza georgiana is the source of this 8203-nucleotide messenger RNA. RefSeq names its product ATP binding cassette subfamily A member 5 (gene ABCA5). The record is from RefSeq and is a predicted model, not a curated record. The coding region runs from base 206 to 5152 and encodes 1648 amino acids. Lineage: Eukaryota; Metazoa; Chordata; Aves; Passeriformes; Passerellidae. Gene Ontology annotation, molecular function: ABC-type transporter activity; lipid carrier activity; ATP binding. The transcript is spliced from 40 exons. Gene Ontology annotation, cellular component: membrane; intracellular membrane-bounded organelle. Gene Ontology annotation, biological process: lipid transport; transmembrane transport.